UGUAUUGGGCAAUAGUUUGCAGUCAUAAAAUGUUUUAACGUCCUUCUUUAAACAAUCUCCUUCAUAACUUGGAGACCUCUUCACCAGCCGGACUUUUUACAGUGUUGUUGUUCAAAUAUAAUUGACAACUAUGGCUCAACAGGAAUACAAACUUCUCGGUGAUAAAAUGUUUACCUACAAAGGCACCGUUUUUCCGGUGGAUGACACGCAAGAACUUACGACGGAGUACAUCGACAGCUUGGAGCAUUUUGAGAUCAAGGACAGUGAUGUAUAUCUCGUUACAUUCCCGAAAUCAGGCACGGUGUGGACCCAGCGCAUCGUCACCCUCAUCUUUGAGGACGACUUCCCAGGGAUGGUGGACAAGAUCACGUUUGAACGCAUGCCCUGGCUGGAGUUCCUGGAGAAGGGGAAGAGCUACGACGACCGGCCCUCCCCGCGUCUCUUCUGCUCCCACCUGCACCAACACCUCAUGCCCCGCGGCCUGCAGAACCACAAGGCCAAGGUGAUCUAUGUGAGCAGGAACCCGAAAGAUGCCCUGGUCUCCUACUUCCACUUCUCCAAGUUCAUGAAGAAGCUGGACAGCCCAGAACACUACGACGAGAUGCUGGAAAAGUUCUUCUGCGGGUGGAUGGUUGGAGGCUGCUGGUUUGACCACAUCCGGGGUUGGUACACCAACAAGGACAAAUACGACAUCCUGUUCCUGACCUAUGAGGAGAUGAUCAAGGACCUGAGGUCAGUGGUGGUGCGUUUGGCGGAGUUCGUGGGGAAGAGCCUGUCGGACGUGGCCAUCGACCACAUCGUGGAGCGGGUCACCUUCAACAACAUGAGGAGGGACCCCAAAGCCAACUACGAGUUCCUGCCUGACGAGGUGAAGGACCCGGCCAAGGGACGCUUCCUCCGGAAAGGUACCAUUGGAGAUUGGAAGAACUCCUUGACUGUGGCCCAGAGUGAAAGGUUUGACCAGGUCUACCAGGACAGGAUGAAGGGCCUGCCUCUACACUUCAUCUGGGACAUCACUGAACUACAGGGAUAGAAUCAACUCAUCAACAACAUGCUAUGUUGUAUGAUAUUACUCGUAACAUAAUAUGUGAUAAACCAGCUUAAACAGCAAAACAUAUAUUGCCUAUAUAUUGCAUGUAACGUCUUAUGUUUUACAAGUUAAUUAAGCAGCGCUUUCCGCUCUUUUAUGCAGUUUCCAUGACAAAUAAAAAUCGUUCGAAAACCGUU
This is a messenger RNA of Osmerus eperlanus (European smelt), 1227 nucleotides long. RefSeq names its product amine sulfotransferase-like. Gene Ontology annotation, molecular function: sulfotransferase activity. The record is from RefSeq and is a predicted model, not a curated record. Lineage: Eukaryota; Metazoa; Chordata; Actinopteri; Osmeriformes; Osmeridae. The coding region runs from base 131 to 1033 and encodes 300 amino acids. Gene Ontology annotation, biological process: sulfation. Gene Ontology annotation, cellular component: cytoplasm. The transcript is spliced from 6 exons.